CCUGUUUUCUGAUUGGCUGAAAUUUAAAGGUCAAAGGUUUUCCUGUUUUGUAACUUAGGAUACAUUACAUUAAACGAGAGCCCUUCUCACAAACAUUUGGUAUUUAAAAGUACUUUUUUCAUUAUAAUGUAAAGAAAAAAGGCUUAUAGGUGUUGUCGCUUAUUUAUUGACCCGUAAUUCUUUAAUGUUUUGCUCGUAGCGGACAUACGCUAGGCAUGCUAAUGUUAGCCGUGUAGCUAGCUAGCUUAUAAUAAAAGUCCAGAUUCAAUGUUUUAUCACAGCGAAUGCUGACAUCGUAGACAACCAGAACACGGUUUUCUUAGUUUUUUUGUUGGCGCUAUGGCACCGAUUCGGUUUUUGCGGCUGCUUAAUGCGAAAGCUGCUAACUCGAUGAAAACAUUAGUCCGUCCCGGGUUCUGUACGUGCUCCAGAAGAAAUGUCUGCAGUUCACCUUCAAGGCUGCAGAGCUACAUGUCAGCCUGGGUCAUUGAUCAGUAUGGCUCUAAUGGAGUUCUGAGGUUUACAGAGGAAAUCGCUCUGCCUGUUAUAAAUGUCGCCAGCGAGGUGAUGAUAAAAGUCAACGCAGCCAGUCUGAACCCUCUGGAUGUUGCAAUGAGGGGAGGGUAUGGAGCUACACUGCUGAACCUCAGAAGAGAUCCUUCAUCUGUACUGAGCAGCUCAGAUGAAUUUCCUCUGAUUUUGGGUCGUGAUGUGUCAGGAACUGUGGUCGAUUGUGGAUCUGGAGUUACACAUUUUGCUCCUGGAGAUGAGGUGUGGGCGGCCGUUCCUCCUUGGAAACAAGGCAGCCUUGCAGAGUAUGUGAAGCUAACAGAGUAUGAGGUUUCCCACAAACCAAAAUCUUUGAGUCACGUAGAAGCGGCGUCCAUCCCGUACGUCGCCAGCACUGCUCUGUCUGCUCUCGUCAACGCUGGUGGUCUUUGCAGAGAAAGCUGCUCAGAUAAAAGAGUUCUGAUCACUGGAGCAUCAGGAGGGGUGGGAACAUUUUCAAUUCAGCUGUUAAAAGCUUGGGGUGCACAUGUAACCGUUACGUGCUCCCAAAACGCGGAGGGUCUCGUCAGAGGACUGGGGGCGGACGAGGUCGUGGACUACACAGCUGAAGACGCACCGGAACAACUAGAAAUGAUGGCGAAGUUCGAUGUCGUUUUGGACAACGUGGGCGGCGACACAGAGCGGUGGGCGAUGGGCCUGCUGAAGCCGUGGUCGGGGGCGAAGUACGUCACGCUGGUGUCGCCUCUGCUCCUCAGCACUGACUCCAUGGGCCUGGUGGACGGGACCUUUCAGGCUGGAUGCGCGCUCCACAAUAAGGCCUUCGAGAACAUGCUCUCCAGAGGCGUUUUCUACAGGUGGGCGUUCUACGAUCCUUCCAGUGGUGGAGGCCCAGUUCCCUUUCGCCCAGGUGCCUCAGGCUUUUCAGAAACUGGAGCACGGCCACGCCAGAGGGAAGACCGUGGUCAAGGUGUCUGAAGAGGACGACAGCUGCAGAGAAACUGCAGAAUCAGAGGAGGAGAUGCAAGAAAAAGCCGAAUUACCCUGAUCUUCGUCUGCAGGGAGGAAGAGUGUGCCAAAGGUUGUAACACUUGUUUGAGAUAUUUUAAGGUGCUUACAUUUCAUUCUGUUCAGUUUUAUGCUGCAAUGGGAGGAAAAAGUGUUUCUGUUACAAGUAUUCAUGUAAACCUGAACACAAUGUUCAUCUCGUUUUUGCACUAUUUAAAAAUAAAAGUUGGACAAAAAUCUGUUUGAGAUAUUUAUUGACAAAAUAUUUAUAUCCAAGGAACACAAAAGGUUCUGAUUACACACAAUUACUUUGUUCGGUAUGUGGCUGGAAUGUAAGGAAAUACAAAUAUUUUCUAGCACGGUCAAAAGAUUGAAAAAUCUUAAAAUUUUACAACUUUAGUGUUAUAUCUUACAAGUUCAGUUUGGAAACUUUUCUCCGCUUGUUAUAGAAUUUCCACAUCCCAUCUCUGCUGUAGUUUGUGUGGAUCCAGAGUGUUUAAAAUCACGUGCUUCUUAUCGUACUGAUGUCCACCUGAAACACAUCAGGGAUUUCCUUUGUUAUACAGAUUUAUUAAAAACUUUUAGUGGAUUUUAUGCCCACUAGGGGGCACCAACUCAUCAGUUUUGACAUCAGCUAGUACAUGUGUAAAAGUCUCACCUUUGACUUCCAGGACGAGGUCAGGGGUGAGGGUGUAGCGAACAAACCCCUCCGGAGUGAUGCUCCACGGGUGAAUUUGAUCAUCAAACUUUGGCGUGACUCCCGCUCUGCUUCCGGGGAUUGUGACGCUUCCACUCGGGCUUAGGCAGUACUCCUCAAACAGCUGGAAGUACGAGUCAUUACUACGUCAUCUACCACUUUAAACAUCAGCUGAUCCUCGUACCUUGCAGUACAGAUGCCCAUCCUGGUACAGCCAAAUCUGCUCCAAGCCGCCCGUUUCCUCCGUUUCUUGGAUCCGCAGCAUUUUGACGUCGUCGAAAUCCCCGGUGAUGGACAUCAUCAUCCCCGACUGUCUGUUCCGUAAGCGGAAGUACACGUGUUUCUGC
Molecule: messenger RNA, 2559 nt
Organism: Oryzias melastigma (Indian medaka)
Lineage: Eukaryota; Metazoa; Chordata; Actinopteri; Beloniformes; Adrianichthyidae
Product: reticulon-4-interacting protein 1 homolog, mitochondrial
Cellular component (GO): mitochondrion
Molecular function (GO): zinc ion binding; oxidoreductase activity
Source: RefSeq, a predicted model, not a curated record